UCGUCAUUUACCGACUUACCAUUUUUUGCUUUUAGCGUUUGCUCUUCUUCUGGGUUCUUCAAUCUGCCGGGAAGAAAGUGCGAGCUUGGUGCCGAUGGGUCGUUCGAAAUUAGCUUCUCGUCCUGCUGAAGAAGACCUGAAUACAGGAAAAUCGAAAAGGAAAAAGAUAUCUUCGGGUCCUGAGAAUGCAGGGGCUUCAGUUUCCACCGGAAGUGAAGCUGGGAAUGAGAGGAAAGCUGGCUUUUAUUGUUGUAACUAUUGCGAUAAAGAUCUGUCUGGUUUGGUUCGUUUCAAAUGUGCUGUUUGUAUGGACUUUGACCUUUGUGUGGAAUGCUUUUCUGUCGGCGUUGAACUUAAUCGUCACAAGAACAGUCACCCAUAUCGGGUUAUGGACAAUUUGUCUUUUCCUCUUGUUACUUCUGAUUGGAAUGCCGAUGAAGAGAUACUCCUUCUUGAGGCCAUUGCCACAUACGGGUUUGGCAAUUGGAAAGAAGUUGCAGACCAUGUUGGCAGUAAGACAAAUACAGAAUGUAUUGAUCACUUCAAUUCUGCUUACAUGCAGUCACCAUGCUUUCCACUUCCGGACUUGUCCCAUACAAUUGGAAAGAGCAAAGAGGAGCUGCUUGCUAUGAGUAAAGAGAGUGCAGUCAGAACAGAAUUACCUGCACUUGUGAGGCUAUCUCCAAAAGAAGAGUUGCCUAUGUCAGCUGAAAUCAAACACGAAGCUUCAGGGAAGGACAAUGCAAUAGAUCCACCUUUGCCUGCCUUAGCUGGAGUCAAGAAGAAAGUCAAUGUACCGCAGGCUAAGGACAUCAAGUUGGAAGCUGCAAAACAACAAUCUGACAGGAGUGUCGGGGAGAAGAAACUCAGACUUCCUGGAGAGAAAGUUCCAUUAGUAACAGAGUUGUAUGGUUACAAUCUAAAGAGGGAAGAAUUUGAGAUCGAACAUGACAACGAUGCUGAGCAACUGCUCGCAGACAUGGAAUUUAAGGAUUCUGACACGGAUGCUGAGCGUGAGCAGAAGCUGCAGGUGCUUCAUAUUUACUCGAAAAGGUACACUAGUCACAGGCUUGAUGAGAGGAAGCGGAGGAAGGAAUUCGUUCUGGAAAGAAACUUGUUGUACCCUGAUCAAUAUGAGAUGAGCCUUUCAGCAGAGGAGAGAAAAAUAUAUAAAAGUUGUAAAGUCUUUGCGCGGUUCCACUCCAAAGAAGAGCACAAGGAACUGAUUAAGAAAGUCAUUGAGGAGCACCAAAUUCUCAGAAGAAUCCAGGAUCUUCAGGAAGCUAGAACUGCUGGUUGUAGGACAACAUCAGAAGCAAAUAGAUUUAUAGAAGAGAAGAGAAAGAAGGAAGCUGAAGAAAGUGUGCUGCUGCGACUAAACCAUGGUGCACCAGGCAGUAUAGCCGGUAAAACAUUAAAAAGUCCAAGAGGGUUACCCAGAAAUUUGCAGCCCUUUGGUUCUGACUCACUGCCAAAGGUCACACCUCCAAUAAUAUAUAGCGGUUUGGACACUUGGGAUGUUGAUGGUCUCCUUGGAGCUGACUUGCUCUCUGAGACCGAAAAAAAGAUGUGCAAUGAGACCAGAAUACUGCCUGUACACUAUUUGAAGAUGUUGGAUAUCUUAACAAGCGAAAUAAUGAAGGGGCAGAUAAAGAAAAAGUCUGAUGCUUAUAGCUUCUUCAAAGUAGAGCCGAGUAAAGUAGACAGAGUAUAUGAUAUGCUGGUUCAGAAGGAAAUAGGUGAGUCAACAUGACUCAUUAGCUUCAUGGUCCUAACAUAUAUUAGCCAUGUACAUAUAUAGGAAGGUGAUGUUGGUUUUGGUUCCACAUCUUAUUAGUUUUGACAACUUGACAUUGUCUGAUUGUUAUCUCCUUCGAAGGCUGUUUCAGAUCUUUUGAUACAACGCUUAAAUAUAAUGCCAAAUAUAAUGCCUAAA
Messenger RNA from Arabidopsis lyrata subsp. lyrata, 1936 nucleotides. RefSeq names its product transcriptional adapter ADA2a. Gene Ontology annotation, cellular component: nucleus. Bases 95 to 1753 code for a protein of 552 amino acids. Gene Ontology annotation, biological process: regulation of transcription by RNA polymerase II; chromatin remodeling. The transcript has 13 exons. The record is from RefSeq and is a predicted model, not a curated record. Gene Ontology annotation, molecular function: transcription coactivator activity; chromatin binding; zinc ion binding. Lineage: Eukaryota; Viridiplantae; Streptophyta; Magnoliopsida; Brassicales; Brassicaceae.